Messenger RNA from Onthophagus taurus, 2595 nucleotides. RefSeq names its product RING finger protein unk (gene unk). Gene Ontology annotation, molecular function: metal ion binding. Lineage: Eukaryota; Metazoa; Arthropoda; Insecta; Coleoptera; Scarabaeidae. The record is from RefSeq and is a predicted model, not a curated record.
GAUAUUUUUUGGUUUAUUUAGUGGUACCAACUUGAUGUAAUAAAGAAGUUAACCUUAAAUAACCUUUCAACCUUGACGUUUGAUAUAAAAUUGAAAUCAGAAAAAGUGAUAAAAGAAAGAAACAUGACCGCACGUAACAGUUUUAAAAGUGAUACAAGUUAUUUAAGAUUAAAUUAUUUUUUGGUCGAUGCAAUUUUCGAUCAAAACAUAAACGUCCUUGCGUAAAGGAAAGGCUACGGAAAAUUCGUCGCGUCACGUGACCCGUAUCAUUUUCGUUCAUUGGCCGAUUGGCGGCGUGCCCUGCGCAGCUCCACUGCGCCACAGUGAUUACAAAAUGCCGUCAGAGUCUAAACCUUUGUUGACAGCCCAAACGGAAAAACCCAAUCAUUACUCAUACUUGAAGGAAUUUCGGGUGGAGCAAUGCCCGCUCUUCCUACAACACAAAUGUCAACAGCACAGACCGUUUACCUGUUUCCAUUGGCACUUUAUGAAUCAGCGACGUAGGAGACCGGUGCGGCGUCGCGACGGCACGUUUAAUUAUAGCGCCGACAAUUACUGUUCGAAAUAUGAUGAAACCACUGGCAUUUGCCCCGAUGGCGACGAGUGCCCUUUUUUACAUAGAACAGCCGGUGAUACAGAACGCAGAUAUCACUUGAGAUAUUACAAAACGUGUAUGUGCGUUCAUGACACAGAUUCCCGCGGAUUUUGCGUUAAAAAUGGUUUGCACUGUGCGUUCGCUCACGGUAGUCAAGAUCACCGACCGCCGGUUUACGAUAUUAAAGAGAUUCAAGCGUUGGAAGCGGCCGAAGCGGAAGGAAAUUCCGCGAACGGCCCCAACGCUCUAGAUAAAGAACGGAAUUUAAUGAAUGAAGACCCGAAAUGGCAAGACACGAAUUAUGUACUUUCGAAUUACAAGACAGAGCCGUGUAAACGGCCCCCUAGGUUGUGCAGACAGGGAUAUGCCUGUCCCCAAUAUCAUAAUAGCAAAGAUAAACGCCGAAGUCCGCGGAAAUUUAAAUACCGAUCGACGCCAUGUCCAAAUGUGAAGCACGGGGAGGAAUGGGGGGAGCCCGCAAAUUGUGAUGCGGGUGAUUUGUGUUCGUAUUGUCACACAAGAACCGAACAGCAGUUCCAUCCGGAGAUUUACAAGAGUACAAAGUGCAACGAUGUCCAACAAGCUGGUUAUUGUCCCAGGGGCGUUUUUUGUGCGUUUGCUCACGUUGAGCCGUUUAUCGUAGAGGAAAUGGGGGUUUCUAGAGAAGCCGCUGGUUCUUUGGAUACCGGCACUAAUUUUCAAGAGAUCUUAUCCAACGUUUUACCCCCGUCUAUUGACAAAAAGGAAAAAAGUAGCGAUAGUAGUAAUGGAAGUAGCGAAGUAUCUGAAUCAGCAUCAACAUCAUCGUUAGGUUCGAAUAGUUCUCAUAGUAAGGCACCGGGGGCUCAGCUAACUCAUAAGCCGAUCCCAUAUCAUAGGCCAAACACAUUAAACACUUACGAAUUAGCCAAACAAUUGUUAGCAAUCGAACGUGAUCCAAAUUUAGAUGUAAUAGAGAGAGAACAAAGGAAACAAAAUCUGUGUUUAGCGUAUACAGGAAUUGGGCCGCCAUCCUCGUUCUUCACCGGAAAUGAUACCGUAGAGAGUGUAGUUGGAAACGCAUUAGAUGAGUUACACAUCGAAGAUCCGCUUAAUUUAGCGUCUUUGGAUCGGGAUUUAGAGCGUGAUUCGCCCACGGUGACAAAUUCGAUUUCGGUUGGGUUGGCAACGUCUGGUUUAUUGGGUAGUUCGGCUCCUGUGAAUAUUCCGGGUGCUCAAAGAAGUGGAGGAGGAGCUCCGUUAGCUUUUAGUCCGACGAGUAAUAGCCCGUUGCAGCAAUUGAAUAGUAGCUUUUUAUCGGCGACUCGUUUUUCGCAACCGGAGCAUAUGGAUCCGUUCAUGAAUCAUUCUCAAAUUCAGUUGAGCAGUUCUGCGUCGAAAAUUAAUAGUUUUUCGAAUUUUUUCGAUUUCCCAUCGCAUCAAAGCUUAUCAUCGCCGACUAAUCGGAACCAUAACAAUUUUAAUAUGUCACCUGGAUUAGGAAACAAUUUGGAAAUAGUACGGUUACGCGAAGAACUGAAUAAUUCUCGAUUACAAAUUUCAAAUUGGGAGGAACGUUUAUCGCAAGCCCGAACGGCUUGCGAGGCUUGGCAAAGAGAAACUGAGGAGGCAAAUCGUAAAGUACAAAUGACCGAGGGGAAAUUAAGCGAUGUACAAACGCAGUGUAGUAAUUUAAAGCAGGAAUUGGAGAAACAACAGGGCGGACCGCAUUUGCAUAGUAUUAAAAAAGUUUCUGAACUUAGUAAGUUGCCGUUGAGCGUAUUAAAAAAUAUCCAAGCUCAAUUAAGACAAGAUUUAGAAGAGGUUGAUAAAGUGCUCUAUCGGGAGACCGCAUCGAAGUGUAUGGUCUGCGAGGAACGUAAUCGAACUGUCACGCUCAAUUGUAAUCAUUUCGUGUUAUGCAACUUGUGCGCGCACACGCAGAGCGAGUGCCCAUAUUGUCAAACACCGAUCAACCUCGCGAAUAAUAUCUAAAGAAUAAAGUUAUAUAGGUUAUGUAA